GUUCGCGGGACCGACCUGCUUCUUUCUUUUCUGUUAAUAUUUUUCUCUUUCCGCAUUUCCAUAGCGCACUCAGCUAAAUGACUCUUGCGAAGCGGGUCACGUACUACUAUGACGACGAGGUGGGCAACUACAACUACGGGUACAACCACCCCAUGAAGCCGUACCGCAUUCGCAUGGCGCACAACAUCAUCACGUCGUACGGGCUGGACAAGAAGAUGACAGUCAUGCGGCCGUCGCGCGCAACAGCACACCAGAUGACGCGGUUCCACUGCGACGACUAUGUCAAGUAUCUCAGCCGCCUGACCCCCGAGCUGGCCGAGGUGGACCCAAUGCAGCUGAACCGGUACAUCUGCACAGAGGACUGCCCGGUGUUUGACGGGGUGUACGAGUUCAGCUCCAUUUCGGCUGGCGGGUCGAUUGCCGCAGCCAAGCGCAUCAACCACGGCGAGUCGGACAUUGUCAUUAAUUGGGCCGGUGGGCUGCAUCACGCGAAGAAGGAAGGUGCGUCUGGCUUCUGCUACAUCAACGACAUUGUGCUGGCGAUUCUGGAGCUGCUUCGGUACCACCAGCGCGUGCUGUAUCUGGACAUUGAUGUGCACCAUGGCGACGGAGUCGAGGAGGCGUUUUAUUCGACUGACCGCGUCAUGUCGGUGAGCUUCCACAAGUUUGGGGACUUUUUCCCAGGCACAGGCCACCUCAACGACAUUGGAGUAGGCAAAGGCAAGAAUCACGCAGUCAACAUCCCGCUUAGAGACGGAGUCGACGACGAGAGCUACCGGGGGAUUUUUGAGCCGAUCAUGAAGAUGGUGAUGGAGCGGUUCCAGCCGGGGGCUGUGGUGAUGCAGUGUGGCACUGACUCGCUGUCGGGCGACCGUAUCGGGUGUUUCAACCUUAGCAUGAGGGGACAUGCUGCUUGCGUCGACUUCAUGAAGUCGUUUGGCGUGCCAAUGAUAUGCCUGGGUGGUGGCGGCUACACGAUCCGCAAUGUCGCCCGCACGUGGGCGUACGAAACCUCGGUUCUGUUAGGCGAACCGGUCAGCUCGGUGCUGCCGUACACUGAGCACUACGACUUCUUUGGGCCUGAUUUCUCGCUCGACGUGCCGUCAAGCAACAUGGAAAACCACAACACGCCCGAGUACCUUGGCAAAAUACUAGUGGCUAUUUCGGAGCGGCUGCGUGAAAUCGGACAUGCACCAGGCGUGCAGAUGCAGGAGGUGCCGAGAGAUUGGCCGGAGGAGAGCGACGGAGAGCACGACGACCGAGAGAUGGAUCGCAAGCCCGAGUCGAAGCAGACGAGGCGCCAGCGGGAGGCGCGGAUUGUGCCCAUCACCGAGGUGUACGAGUCCGAGGACGAGGACGAAUUUGCUCCAAGGAAUCUGUCGUCCUAUCGCCAUACUGGAACAGCGACGCGGCCAGCUCGUGGAGGCGCAAAGUGA
This is a messenger RNA of Linderina pennispora, 1436 nucleotides long. Its product is annotated as histone deacetylase. Bases 78 to 1436 code for a protein of 452 amino acids. The transcript has 2 exons. The record is from RefSeq and is a predicted model, not a curated record. Gene Ontology annotation, molecular function: histone deacetylase activity. NCBI's taxonomy places the organism in Eukaryota, Fungi, Kickxellomycota, Kickxellomycetes, Kickxellales, Kickxellaceae.